GGUUUCCAUUCCAACCAACCUACCUUCUAUCAAUUGGAUCCUGAGCUUUUCCAGGACAGAAAUUCUUCAUCAUCUCGAUUUCGUUGUCAACGUCAACUUCGCAUCUAGAACCCUUAUCCUCUACGAUACCCUCCUCAUCGAUGCGCCCAAGCCCCCGGCCAGCUGUCCAAACGUUUGCUUCAUCUUCAUAGAUGUUAAAUCAACAGAUAUGGAUGACAGCGAGCGACGAACCGCGAAGCGAUCGCGAUUUGACCAGACCGAGCCAGAGCCGCGCCGCUCUCGAUUUGAUCGUAGGUCGCGGUCGCCCCCUGCAAAGAAGUUCGACCAUGGCCGAGACCGCAGUCCUCUAGACCGUGGUGCCGAUACUACGCCAUCUGAGCCGAAGAAAGGCUCUGUAGAUCCUGCUGCUGCAGCAGCUGCCGCUGCCGCUAAGAUUAACGCGCAGAUCCAGGCGAGGAAGGGGAUUCAACAUGUAGACGUACCGCCAAUCAAGUCCUCUACUUCGGUCUCUCCCGGUGCUCCGAAUACCGCCAGCCCACCACCACCCACUACCACAUCUGGAAACAUAAACAGCGACAUGUACAUUGCCGAUGGUGACUAUAUCAAGGACAUCGAAGUGAACAACUUGCGUAACCGAUACCUACUCACCAAGAGUGCCACGCAGAAGAUGAUCAAAGAGGAAACAGGAGCUGAUGUCACAACUCGCGGGAAUUACCUACCGGACCGGACCAAGACAGCCUCUUUGGGCCCUCCUCUCUACCUCCAUGUCACAAGUACCACGAAGGCUGGCCUCGAGGCAGCCGUCAAGAAAAUUGAGGAGUUGAUGAAGCAAGAGCUUCCUAAUUUGGUUGAUGAGCGACGCUUCCGCCGCCGAGAUCAAGAGCAGGUUGAACGCGAUGAGUUUGGACGGCGUAAAUGGCCAGAGGCAAAGAUACCGAUCAAUCUCGAGGAGAUCCGUGGUUUCAAUCUCCGAGCCCAGGUGGUGGGGCACGGCGGCUCUUACGUGAAGCAUAUUCAACAAGAGACCGGAUGCCGCGUCCAGAUCAAGGGUCGUGGUUCUGGCUACCCGGAAGGCCCAACCAACCGUGAGAGCGACGAGGACAUGUACCUCCACGUGAAUGGCCCUGACCCUAAGAUGGUUGACAAAGCCAAGGCUUUAUGUGAAGACCUAAUCGAGAACGUCAAAGAGCAGUACGAGGCGUUCAAGAACAGACCGCCGCGCUCUCACUACGGCGGCCAUGGUGGCAGCUACGGAGAGAGAUCCUAUGGAGACCGGUCCUACGGCGGUGAUAGAUACAGCGAUAGAGCAGGGAACGACUCAGGAAAUUACGGCGGAUAUAGCAAUUACAACAACUCCCCAGCUCCUGCUGCCGCUUCUGCCUCGCCCGCGCCUCCUUCGCAAAGCAGUCCACCUGGCGCAAACGCGGAUUAUGCCACCCAGUACGCUCAGUACUACAACGGCCAGGAUCCCUACGCUGCAUACGGCGGCUACGCGGCGUAUGUGCAAUACUAUCAACAAUACUAUGCCGCUACCCAGGCAGCCCAACAAGGAACUACACCUCCUGUGCCUGGCACCUCGGUUUCUCCUCCCCCACCACCGCCAAGCGAAGCUCCGCCGCCACCUCCCCCUCCCGCCGGAUCUGCGCCUCCUCCACCUCCGCCACCUGCUGGAUCACCUCCGGGAGCUGGGAAUUAUAGUGCCGUCCCCCCCCCUCCCGGACUGUGAGUCUCGAAGGGCUGGUAAUUUGAUGGGCUAGGUGGCCAUGUAUAGUAGCGGAAGACGUGGCGGCUGACCUGGCGAGAGACGCAAACCUGGAAAAGACGGGGGGCGGCAUUCCGUGCUAGAGCACCUGAGUAGUCUAGGCAUCGCCCCAAUAAGCUUCGUCACCUUCUAUGUAGACAAUGAUCGGAGACAUCGAUCCGAAUUGCUCUUGAUUGCCUCGGCUUCGCUUCGCCCAGGCAGAUAUUUAUGAAAUGCGUGUUUGUCCCGGCUCGCCACGUAGCCAAACGCCCGUGGGUAUGGGCACCUGGCCUCCGGCCUCACGCAGGAUGGUUGGCAGCAUUAGGCAAGGAUGGAUGGCUGCAAUCUAUAUUAUAGGUAGGCAGGUGCCGAAAGUUGAUUCAUCGAUAGGCUAGGUAACUACCUAUGUACCUACCUGCCCAGGGUACCUAUAUUGGGUACCUAAAGUAACCUAAUGGAAGCGGGCCAAUUGGAAGCUUGGCCAUGCCCAGCGGGGGACCUCCUGGCAAGGCACCUUGAUUAGGAGAGAGAUGCUGCCCUUAGCGAUACGACA
Molecule: messenger RNA, 2294 nt
Organism: Durotheca rogersii
Lineage: Eukaryota; Fungi; Ascomycota; Sordariomycetes; Xylariales; Xylariaceae
Exons: 9
Coding region: 209-1726 (505 amino acids)
Cellular component (GO): nucleus
Molecular function (GO): RNA binding
Source: RefSeq, a predicted model, not a curated record